This is a messenger RNA of Drosophila rhopaloa, 1684 nucleotides long. RefSeq names its product progestin and adipoQ receptor family member 3. Lineage: Eukaryota; Metazoa; Arthropoda; Insecta; Diptera; Drosophilidae. Bases 245 to 1297 code for a protein of 350 amino acids. The transcript has 6 exons. Gene Ontology annotation, cellular component: membrane. Gene Ontology annotation, molecular function: signaling receptor activity. The record is from RefSeq and is a predicted model, not a curated record.
UUCGCUGAGAUCAAAGUUUCACCAAGCUUUUGCCAAGAUCACUCUCUUGAAACCCCGUCUUUCUUCUCUUAGGAGCUAUUUUUUUCUCUUUACUCUUAACAUACCACACUCGAGGUCUUUUAAAAUUUUCAGUUGAUAUUUUGCCGCGUUGCGAGAGGUUGUUCGCGAGAACUCAUCAGCUCAAAGUGAAAUUCCAAUCCCAAUUCCGUGUGUGGCCAAGUUAAACUAAAGCCCCCGAGUCGCCAUGAGUCCCCGACCCCGCGAGAUCCUGGACGAAACAGAGCUGGAGGUCGAAACGUCCACCUGCUACCUCCGAAAAUCUAGGAAGGAUUCCGCAGGCAACUGUUGGAUCGAUGGUCAGCUGGUCACGGAUAAUACGGACGCAUCGCAUCAAUUUCCGUCCGACGAGGAGCCCAAUAUUCUGGGUCAUGGACCCAACUACGACGAGAAGUUGUCCAAAUUCAAAUGGCUCUGCAAUUUCGAUGAUGCCCCCAGUCACUUAAAGUUCAACCCUUACAUCCGACGCGGCUAUCGCACAUUCCUAUCCAACAAGUUGUGCCUGCAGAGUAUUUUCUGGUGGACCAAUGAGACGAUCAAUAUCUGGAGCCAUCUGGCCGGGUGCAUCCUAUUCAUCGGCCUGACGAUCUUCGACCUGCAAUUCCUGCGCCUGCACGCCUCUUUGACCGACCAAAUCCUGGUCGUCUGUCUGCUGGUCUGCUUCUGUCUUUGCAUGCUGAUGUCCGCCAUAUACCACAUAUUCUCCUGCAAAUCGGAGGAGCAUUACGAGCUCUUCUUAUCGGUCGACUUCCUGGGCAUCUCGCUGUCCCUGGUGGCCAUCUACAUCAGCGGAAUGUACUACGCCUUCUGGUGCCACACCUUCCUGCGCACCCUGUACUCCACGAUCGCCUUGGGGAUGUUCGCCCUGGCAAUCGCCGUGCAGAUUCCGCGGUUGAAUGUCUCCAUGAACGGCAAGGUGGCGGUGCUGCUGCUGUGGUCCGCCUACGGAAUCAUUCCGCUUGGUCACUGGGCGGUGGCGAUGGGCGGCCUGGAGAACGAGCUGGUCAGGCUGAUGGUGCCCCGCAUUGUUGUCAUGUACCUGCUCUGCCUCAUCGCGUUCGUUUUCUACGCGGCCAAGAUCCCGGAGCGCUGGUUCACCGGAAAGGUGGACUUCGUGGGCCACUCGCACAACUGGUGGCAUUUGAUCAUCGUGGCGGCCUUCUACCAUUGGCACAACACCGGACUGGUCUAUGCCGAAUAUCGCCUGAACAAUGGCUGCAGUGCCCCCGUUCUCGCCUGAGAUUUGGUAUUUGAGAUCGCUAAUCUAAGGUCCCAGAACCGGGGAGCGGAAAUGAAUGCGAAUACGGAAACGGAACCGGGACAUAGUGUACAUAGUUUAUGGGGCGCUCUUUAUCCGCUAUUAACUAAUAUUUAGUUGUAGUUGUUGACCGAUAUGAUUAAUUUAUGUGUAAUUUACCGAUUAGUUAGGUUUUCGUGUUAGUCUAUCCAAAGAGUUGACAUAACACGAGCGGAGGGAAGGUUUUUCUCUUUAUUUCCUAGUUCAUUUCGUUUUAAUAUACAAUGUUUAUGAAAUUGCAUGUGGCUUGAGCUGAAGCUGUGUUAGUCUUGUUGACUCGAUUUUUACAAAUACUUUAAAUGCAAAUACAAUAUCAAAAGUACAAAACAA